GCCACCGCCGCCGCCGCUGCUGCUGCUCCUCCCGCUGCUGCUGCUGCUCCGCGCCGCGCUCGGUGCUGCCGGCCGUCUGAGCGCCCGCCCCGGCAACGAAGUUAAUCUGCUGGAUUCAAAAACAAUUCAAGGGGAGCUGGGCUGGAUCUCCUACCCGUCACAUGGGUGGGAAGAGAUCAGCGGUGUUGACGAGCAUUACACUCCGAUCAGGACUUACCAAGUGUGCAAUGUCAUGGAUCACAGCCAGAACAACUGGCUGCGGACGAACUGGAUCCCGCGCAACUCGGCUCAGAAGAUCUACGUGGAGCUCAAGUUCACCCUGAGGGACUGCAACAGCAUCCCCCUGGUGCUGGGCACCUGCAAAGAGACCUUCAACCUUUAUUACAUGGAGUCUGACGACGACCACUCGGUCAAGUUCAAGGAGCACCAGUUUACAAAGAUCGACACCAUCGCGGCCGACGAGAGCUUCACCCAGAUGGACCUGGGCGACCGAAUCCUCAAGCUGAACACGGAGAUCCGUGAGGUGGGGCCCAUCAGCAGGAAGGGCUUCUACCUGGCUUUCCAGGACGUGGGCGCCUGCGUUGCCUUAGUGUCGGUGCGGGUCUACUUCAAGAAGUGCCCUUUCACCGUCAAGAACCUGGCCAUGUUCCCAGACACGGUGCCCAUGGACUCCCAGUCGCUGGUGGAGGUGAGGGGCUCCUGUGUCAACCACUCCAAGGAGGAGGAGCCCCCCAAGAUGUACUGCAGCACGGAGGGAGAGUGGCUGGUGCCCAUCGGGAAGUGCUUGUGCAACGCUGGCUACGAGGAGAGAGGCUUUGCCUGCCAAGCCUGUCGAGCUGGGUUCUACAAAGCCUCUGCUGGCAAUGUGAAGUGUGCCAAAUGCCCCCCUCACAGCUCCACCUACGAAGAUGCAUCUCUGAACUGCAGGUGUGAAAAGAAUUACUUUCGCUCUGAGAAAGACCCUCCAUCCAUGGCUUGCACCAGACCACCCUCUGCCCCGAGAAACGUCAUCUCCAACAUCAACGAGACCUCGGUGAUCCUGGACUGGAGCUGGCCCCUGGACACGGGGGGCAGGAAGGACGUCACCUUCAACAUCGUCUGCAAGAAGUGCUCAGGGGGCGGGCGGCUGUGCGAGCCCUGCAGCGACAACGUGCGCUUCCUGCCGCGCCAGAGCGGCCUCACCAACACCACCGUCACCGUGGUGGACCUGCUGGCACACACCAACUACACCUUCGAGAUCGACGCGCUCAACGGCGUCUCCGACCUGAGCACCCUGUCCAGGCAGUUCGCUGCUGUCAGCAUCACCACCAACCAGGCUGCUCCAUCCCCCAUCACAGUCAUAAGGAAGGACAGGACGUCCAGGAACAGCGUGUCCCUCUCCUGGCAGGAGCCCGAGCAUCCCAACGGGAUCAUCUUGGACUACGAGGUCAAAUACUACGAAAAGCAGGAACAAGAGACAAGCUAUACAAUUCUGAGAGCCAGGGGCACCAACGUGACCAUCAGUGGCCUCAAGCCUGACACCACCUAUGUCUUCCAAAUCCGAGCCAGGACCGCAGCUGGAUACGGCACCAGCAGCCGCAAGUUUGAGUUUGAGACCAGCCCAGACUCCUUCUCCAUCUCCAGUGAGAACAGCCAGGUGGUGCUGAUUGCCAUUUCAGCAGCAGUGGCCAUCAUCCUCCUCACCGUGGUGGUGUAUGUCCUGAUUGGGAGAUUCUGUGGAUACAAAAAGUCUAAACAUGGCACUGAUGAGAAAAGGCUGCAUUUUGGGAAUGGCCACUUAAAACUUCCAGGUCUGAGAACUUAUGUAGAUCCACACACAUAUGAGGAUCCCAACCAAGCUGUGCAUGAGUUUGCCAAGGAACUGGAUGCUUCCAAUAUAUCCAUUGAUAAAGUAGUUGGAGCAGGAGAAUUUGGAGAAGUAUGCAGUGGACGCCUGAAGCUGCCUUCUAAAAAGGAGAUUUCAGUGGCCAUCAAAACCCUGAAAGUUGGCUACACAGAGAAGCAGAGGAGGGACUUCCUGGGAGAAGCCAGCAUCAUGGGCCAGUUUGACCACCCCAACAUCAUCCGGCUGGAGGGAGUCGUCACUAAAAGUAAACCAGUUAUGAUUGUUACUGAAUAUAUGGAAAAUGGUUCCUUGGACAGCUUCCUACGAAAGCAUGAUGCCCAGUUCACAGUCAUCCAGCUGGUGGGCAUGCUUCGAGGGAUCGCAUCUGGCAUGAAGUACCUGUCGGAUAUGGGCUACGUCCAUCGGGAUUUGGCUGCUCGUAACAUCCUCAUCAACAGCAACCUGGUCUGCAAAGUCUCAGAUUUUGGUCUCUCUCGUGUGCUGGAGGAUGACCCAGAAGCUGCUUACACCACAAGGGGGGGCAAGAUUCCCAUCCGAUGGACAUCUCCAGAGGCCAUCGCCUAUCGGAAGUUCACGUCAGCCAGCGACGCCUGGAGCUAUGGGAUUGUCCUCUGGGAGGUGAUGUCUUAUGGGGAGAGACCCUACUGGGAGAUGUCCAACCAGGAUGUGAUUAAGGCUGUGGAUGAAGGGUACCGCUUGCCACCUCCCAUGGACUGCCCAGCUGCCUUGUAUCAGCUGAUGCUGGACUGCUGGCAGAAGGACAGAAACAACAGACCCAAGUUUGAGCAGAUUGUCAGCAUCCUGGAUAAGCUGAUCCGUAAUCCCAGCAGUCUGAAAAUAAUCACCAACGCGGCGGCAAGGCCAUCAAAUCUCCUCCUGGACCAAAGCAGCGUUGACAUCUCAGCCUUCCGCACCGCGGGUGAUUGGCUCAAUGGAUUCCGGACAGGGCAGUGCAAGGACAUCUUCACUGGGGUGGAGUACAGCUCCUGUGACACCAUAGCCAAGAUUUCCACUGAUGACAUGAAGAAAGUUGGUGUUACAGUGGUGGGCCCUCAAAAGAAGAUUGUCAGCAGUAUCAAAGCUCUAGAAACUCAUACAAAGAACAGCCCUGUUCCUGUGUAAGGUACCAAAAUGAUGUUGCUCGGGAGAGGAAAACAAAAAAAAGGAGCAAAGUUGCAUCGCAGGUGAAAAGUGAUGGCUGACAAAUGGCAGAAUUUAAAGGAGAUCUUGGCAACAGCUUGGGAAACGCAAUGGUUGAGAUUUCAAACCCACAAGACACUCAAAUACUGAGUAUAAAUGCCUUAAAAAUAGGAGCAAACUUGUUUUCUAUCUGUUAAUCCUAAAGGGUGGGUGCUCUUGACUGACUGUUAAUGCAGAUAGUAAAUAUCAAAAGAAAAAAAAAACAUGUGAAAAAUCCUUCCAAGUAAAAACCAGUGUUACUAAAACUUAGAGCCAUUUGAAUAUUAAGUGACUGAAUAACAGAAAAAAACCAUGGACAUAAAAGCUGUGUAUUUGAUCUAUACAGCAAACAAGAAGAAAGAAAGACUUGCAGUAUUUUUAUACAGAAGAGAUCUGUAACAGGUAUUUUAUUUCUUUAAAAGCAAGGAAAAUAGAGGACUAUACCUCACAACCUGUCUGGCCAUAUUUACUAUAAUGUCAUUGUAACAUGCUAUUUCAGCUUCAGGAAGGAACACAGAAAUAAAGUUUGUAGUGACUUUGAGUUAGUUGACAAAAGAUUUUCACCAUUAUGUUAGCUUCCCUAACUGUGUUCAUUUAAAUAGAAACAAGUCUUAAUUUUUAAAAGGCUUAUUUAUUUUCUUGGUUUUUUUUUUUCCAUUAUUGUUUAUAUUUAUGCUUAAAUACCUUAACCUGGCUGUAUUAUUGCCAAGUGCCAAAUGUUAUCCAAACUUCAUUGGUUCAACCUGAGAAACUGUCUGAGGGUUAGUGACUAGAUGAUUUUAUACACUCAUAGCAUCAUGUAUGAAAUACAGAAGGAAAGAAAGGUGGUUUUUUUCCAGCACUGACACUAUGAAAAGCAUCUGGACUUUUUUUGGCAAAUGAGAUUUCUUCCAUUUGCUGUGAGUGGUAUUUUCCUCCAGGCUGGGGCUUUGUCAGUGGUGUGUGCAUUGAUCUUUAGAUCAGGAUCUGCCCCAAGCAGGACAUCCCAUUUCUUACCCCAGGGCUGCUUUCCUGUCACAAUAAUUUCCUUUUUCUGGGAUGGUGUUCAGGUGAGAGAUCUGCCAAGAAAAGAGAAAAGAGGGCCAGGGUUUGUUGCAUCCUGCUUUAACUGAUGAUGCUUUUUGAGUUCCCUGGGAAGUGACCCUUGUUUAAAGGGAUGACUUGAGCUGUGAGGGGAGGCUUUGGUGUGGAAGUUUACACAUGCCUGAGCUAGAAACCCCCCUGUAGAGGCACUGCCAUCCUGUAGGGGACCUGAAUUUUUGGCACAGCUUCAGUGGGUACCUGUCCUUUGAAAGAAAGCAAAAGGGAGCCCAAGUCCAGGAGAACAUUGACAUCUCCCAUUGGAAAAAGGAGACUGGAAGGUGGAUUUUGGGGGCCCUCCACCAUUUUUAGCAUCUUCCAAAGAGCUUCCCAACUCCUAAGUUCUUGCUCUGGAGCAGUUCUGCUCAGUCCCAGUUCUGAGCAGACACCACUUUUUGCUCUGAAAACGAGUGGUUUAAAACAUAGUGGGAGCCAUUUCUUGUGCUUCUUAAUGCUGUAGAUGUGAUGCCAGGCACACAGAGAGCAGGCCUUGGUCACCAGGGGAAACCAUUCUGCUUCCCAACUUGACAUUCUGGAAUACAGACUUGAUUCUGAUGAUGAUGAAUCCCUAAAAAUUCAAGACUGUGUGAGAAGGAGGUGAAAAAAUGGCACAUUGUGUUUUCUCUGUGCAUGCAAAAGCAGGUGACCACUUGUGCUUCCUUCUGCUGGCUUGGGUUUUGAAGCUCCUUGGUAUGUAAGUGAGGAAAGAAUCACUUUCUAGGAUUUGU
This is a messenger RNA of Melozone crissalis (California towhee), 4833 nucleotides long. It is a transcript of the gene EPHA3, whose product is annotated as EPH receptor A3. The record is from RefSeq and is a predicted model, not a curated record. NCBI's taxonomy places the organism in Eukaryota, Metazoa, Chordata, Aves, Passeriformes, Passerellidae. Gene Ontology annotation, cellular component: plasma membrane; neuron projection. Bases 233 to 2968 code for a protein of 911 amino acids. The transcript has 17 exons. Gene Ontology annotation, biological process: cell surface receptor protein tyrosine kinase signaling pathway; protein phosphorylation; axon guidance. Gene Ontology annotation, molecular function: transmembrane-ephrin receptor activity; ATP binding; protein binding.